This is a messenger RNA of Alternaria alternata, 893 nucleotides long. RefSeq lists its product as hypothetical. The transcript has a single exon. The record is from RefSeq and is a predicted model, not a curated record. The coding region runs from base 113 to 706 and encodes 197 amino acids. Lineage: Eukaryota; Fungi; Ascomycota; Dothideomycetes; Pleosporales; Pleosporaceae.
CAUGGACAGAUGGAGCGCGAGAGACUUGCUAAAAGAUGAGCGAGUCACUGCUAACGGAGUAUGUGGGCCGUGUAAUCGAUAGGUAUCAGGCAGGCGAUGAGGUAGGUUUCUCAUGUCUUCUAAACGCUUCUCUAGUCGCUCCGCUCUACGUUCUUCUCUAGGGCUGCUUGUUGGCUCUUUUCACGCAAUCAUCACUGUCAAAGUUGGCAUAAUCAAUCAGCAACUUCAUAUACGACUCUACUCCCCACUCAACCUACUCCUUGUCAAAGUUUCUACCUAUUUCAUCAAGGAGCAAGAAAGCAAUCCACACAAAGAGAGUGAAAUGUCUUACCCUCCGAACAGUGCCGUCGUCAUCCGUCGAAGCCCGCAACACGGUAUUCAUAUCACCAAAACCUGCUCGUCAGGCCCAUCAUUAUCUCCGUCAUCACCUUCUCCUGAAACGUCCCAUUCGUGGCCAUCCAUUUCAACUAGCGCUCACACAAUCAUUUGCGCAGAGGCCUAUUGCAACAACAUGAUCGACGUUGUGCCACAUUACUUCAACACUGGAAUUUCUGGUAUAGACAGCAGGGUGUACAUAAAAGCCAGGUGCAAAGAGUGUGAGCCGCCUGUAACAGUGCCUACCUGGUGGGUGGGCCAUAGCAAGGCCAAGCAGGAAGAACAAAAGUGGGAUGAGGCGAGCAGUGAUGACUGGGCAGACGACUUUUGAGGCAUAAGGUAACAGGGACAUUCAGAAGACAGGAGAGGUGUUAGCAUAACUCUUUCAUGUGAAAGCUUGGAGACUGGAUUUGAUCAACACUUAUAUCUAUCCAUCAUGUAUGAUCAUGUCUGUUACUUGAUGUUUCUCAGCGCAGUGGUACACCGCUCAUGUAAAACCCAAGAUGAAAAGACAUGCU